Molecule: messenger RNA, 1449 nt
Organism: Notolabrus celidotus (New Zealand spotty)
Lineage: Eukaryota; Metazoa; Chordata; Actinopteri; Labriformes; Labridae
Product: collectin-11-like
Exons: 4
Coding region: 286-987 (233 amino acids)
Source: RefSeq, a predicted model, not a curated record
AUGUUUUCUUGCACUGUGAAGUGAAUAGAAAGCUAAAGGAUAAGAUUUGAAAUUGAUCUUGUUACUUUUCACCAAGCCAGGAACUGCUUGAGACACGCAGAUUGCAAAAACUUUGUAUUUACUUCCUCAUAUGGUCUGCUGAGAAAUUAAACAUUUCCUUUUACUCUACAUACUUAAAAAUAUGCCUAUUAAUGAUGUUAACCUACACUUAAUGUAACCGUAAAAAAAACCAAAAAAAACCCUUUCAACAGUGCUUGGUACAUAUUUCAGUUCUGCAUCGAGAAGAUGAAGCUGUUUCUCGUUUUUGGCACAAUCUGCCUGAUGGCUCAUGUUGGCUUCAGUCAACUUCCAGGUCCUCCUGGUGCCAAAGGUAGCAUAGGACAUACUGGGCCUCCUGGUGUGCGCGGACCGCGUGGUAGGCCUGGAAGAGACGGUGUGCCUGGAAUAGAAGGUAGACCAGGUCUCAAAGGGGAUCUUGGUGCAUCAGGGUAUCCCGGAAUUCCAGGAAUCCCCGGAUAUCCAGGGAAGUGUACACACGACACCAUUGCUUCCCAGUGUCAGGACAUUGAAGCCUUAUCGGAGAGUAUUUCAAAGCUACAGCAGGCUAUAAACUACGACUUUGUGCUGCGAGUUGGUCAGAAAUACUUUGUGUCCUACAAAGAGAGAGACUCUUUCUCCAAAGCUGUCGAGUUCUGCACCCAAAGAGGCUUGGAGCUGGCUUUGCCCCAGAACGAGGAGGAGAACAACAUACUGACUCAGUUCUUUGGGGAUGUUUACAAAAUGGCUUGGAUUAAUGUCAAUAAUAAAAAAGCAGAGGGGGAUUUUGUGGUGGAUAUGAAUAACAGACCUCUGACCUUUACCAAAUGGGGGGAUAGGCAGCCUGAUAAAUCCAUCCAGGACACAGGCUGCACCAUGCUGUCAGAAAACGGUGUGUGGAGUGUGACACAGGAGUGCUUUCUGAAUGGUUUCAUCAUAUGUCAGAUAUAGAAAGUUCUCAGUCCUUACAGAGUCUUUCUGCAGUGUGAAGGAUCCUCAUUUUUUCUGCACAAUGUAUCUUUCCCACAAGGUUAAGUGUUGAAGUUUAGUAUCUUCUUACAGGAGUAUUCCUGAUUUUCUUAAAGUAGGGUCCUAUUUUGAUUUUUUUAACAACUAGCAUGUUCAUGUUGUUGUGGAAUUAUUACAGUUGUUUGCUGCGAUGUAACCGUUUGAGGCAAUUACAGGCCAGCAAUUAAGGUCCACAGAAAGCAUAUUUUUCAGGAAACUGCUCAGAUUGUUAUUCAAAUGAACUGUGUGUUUAUAUAGUGCCUUUUCUAGUCCUCAGACCACUCAAAGUGCUUUUACAUUACAAUUUACACACAACACAUGUAUGAAAAUGUGAAAAACUGUCUGUUUUUGUGUGAAAAAAUAAACUGUAGACUCUUCAAAGUGCAUUGAUUACAACAAAGAACU